CGGCCAACCGCCUCCCCCUCAGAGCGGACCCCUUCCAGGAAUGCCUAAUGGGAUGAUACCGUCGGCAUAUCCGCCCUCCGCAUGGAAUUCAAGCCAACAAACAGGCGCUUACAGCGCAGGCAAUGGUUGGACUCAACCCCCGAACUAUCAAAACUAUCAGCAGUGGACUGGAUAUGGAUACCCACCACAGGGUUGGGCUCAAGGAUACUCUUAUGGUCCUUAUAAUACGAGUUAUCCGGGCUAUGGACAGGGCAGCGGACAGAACCCGGCGAACGCCAGCCAAACACCUGUGGCGCAGACGCCCAUUGGGGCCAACGCUGCCGGCACUGUGGCAGCCGUUGGAGCCUAUAUGCCGGCCGCUGGCGUUAAUACAACCAUAACUCCCGCACAAGUUAUAUCGAAUGUCGGCUCUUCU
This is a messenger RNA of Medioppia subpectinata, 415 nucleotides long. The record is from the annotation of a GenBank genome assembly. Lineage: Eukaryota; Metazoa; Arthropoda; Arachnida; Sarcoptiformes; Oppiidae.